UUUAUGGGCCGACAUGUCCGAUAUGAUCCCGGAAGCGAAGGACAACCUGUAAUUGACCAACAAAAAAUGGGCAGACGUUUGUUAUCUCCAUGAUUUUUGACAAUGUUUAUCAUUUUAUAGGCCUGCUGGGGCAUGUGUCUCGGCAGCCGAUUGGAGCUACGAGUAUCGCAUGAGAUAAUAAUCAUAUCAGUUGUGACUUUCGGUGGUAGGUUCAGUCUUCUACAAUUGAAAACUGCGGACGCUGGCGCUUGGUAGUGAUUGUAGAUGCCUGUAGACCGUAGACUGCAAUCCAUUUCGUCAUCCUUAUCUUAUUUCCGGGCGACAGGACGAGGCCGGUUCACUGCGUUCGGAGAGUUGUAGUAGAUCGUCGCAAGAUUACUGACCAUGGAGCCUUGGCAACGUGCUGUCCUUAUCCUCUGCCUCUACGGCUUUUUCAAGGAGCUGCGUCCGUCCGAAGCCUUCCUGACACCAUACCUGAAAAGUGACUUCAAGAAUCUUACAGAAAAUGAAGUCAACAACCAGAUAUACCCCGUCUGGACGUAUUCCUAUCUCGCAGCCCUUUUCCUUGUGCUGUUGACGACGGAUCUACUGCGUCACAACCCGCUCAUCAUUUUCGAAGGAGUGAUGUACCUGAUCACGUGGUCUCUCCUUAUAUGGGGUGAGGGCGUCAUGGCAAUGCAAUUGAUGCAGUUUGUCUAUGGGUUCGCUACAGCCACCGAGAUCUCCUAUUCUUGUUACAUAUAUCUUGUGGUCUCUAUGGAUAAGUAUCAGAAACUGACUGGACUGAUUCGGGCGGUGCUACUUUGCGGACGGUUUACGGCGGGUGUGGUGGGGCAGUUGGUGAUAUCACUGCAUGCAAUGAACUACUUGCAGCUGAAUUAUAUUUCUAUGUCCUGCGUUGGAGUCGCUUUCAUCAUGUCUCUUAUUUUGCCAUGCGCAAAUAAACUGAACUCGGCCAAAAAGGACGCUGAUGAUGCAUUCCGAGAGAGGACUGUCUCCACCAUGUCGUCUGCCCAAAUAUCGACAAGUGACGUCGGUGUGACAGCGGACUCCUUGGCAGAGGAAAUGGAAACCCCGCGGGGUUGUAGCUGUUGCACGUGCUGCAACCAGGAAACAGACGACGAUAGCAGCUUCGUCGACGUCAGCCUCUCUGAAACGAGGUGCUGCCACCGGUGUAACAAGCGAUGCAAAUUCGAGAUGAGAAGCCUAUUCUAUGACGUCAUCAAAUGCUACACGAACCCAAACAUGUUGAAAUGGUCCCUGUGGUGGGCGUUUGCGACAUGCGGCUUCUUCCAAGUGGGAAACUUCGGACAGAAUCUUUGGGAUGAAAUCAGCCCUUCUAGGGACAAUCCAAAGAUUUACAACGGCGGAGUGGAGGCGAUUACGACACUGACAGGGGCGGUCAUGGCUUUCGCAACCGGCUUCAUAAAGGCAGACUGGCAAAAGUACGGGGAGCUGUUACUGUUUAUUGUGACAGCCUUGGAUUGUGUCUGCUUGCUCGUCAUGUCUCAGGCCACCAAUAUCUGGCUGGCUUAUGCUAUGUACAUAGUCUUCAGGGCGUUCUAUCAGCCUGGUAUCACAGCUGCAAGUUUCCAGAUCGCAUCUUAUCUGAAAACCGACCGCCAUGGACUUGUCUUCGGAUGUAACACGUUCAUGGCUCUUUUGCUCGAGACUAUCAUCACAGCUGUAGUCGUGGACAAGAGGGGGUUAGACACACCAAUUAGGACACAGUUUGUGGUAUACGGCUGCUACUUCGGCAUCAUUUCGGCAGUAUUCGCUGGAGCAGCAAUCUACAGCACAUACCGCCGCCUGAGGGCAACAGAGGUCGACAAUCAAGGCCACACAGAUGAAGCAAAUGUUCAAUCUUCUUAAAUACGGCCGUCUCAUGAUGUCCGUCACGGAGGACUAGAUGUAUUUGUUUAUGUCUAGUCUACUCUAAACUGUGUUGUUGUCUUCGUCAGCAGUCAAGAGACAGAAUGAGGAAUGACGGGUGUCCUUCACUAUUGUGACAAUGUCUCC
This is a messenger RNA of Lineus longissimus, 2019 nucleotides long. Its product is annotated as thiamine transporter 1-like. NCBI's taxonomy places the organism in Eukaryota, Metazoa, Nemertea, Pilidiophora, Heteronemertea, Lineidae. Gene Ontology annotation, molecular function: vitamin transmembrane transporter activity. Bases 385 to 1872 code for a protein of 495 amino acids. Gene Ontology annotation, cellular component: plasma membrane. The record is from RefSeq and is a predicted model, not a curated record. Gene Ontology annotation, biological process: transmembrane transport; vitamin transport. The transcript is spliced from 5 exons.